GUAAGAUGGCGAACUCAAGUGGCGCUAGUAGUGCUAGCGUAGUAAGAGUACUUGCUACUGACUCAACUGAGUACUGUAAAAUUACAAAGGAUUUUGAGUUGAGAUUUAAUUCUCAGACAGACCAGGCCAGUAUUGGUCACAUCAGUUGUUAGGAGCACACCAUUUUUCAUUCCCAUGUGCUAGUGUAAUAUUCACAGUCAAACAAAGAAACAGCCAGGUGGUCUUACAGAUAUAUCAGUGAUUUAUAAUUAAAUAAUUCUAACAAUUACCUCCAAAAGGAAAUUAAAUCAAAAUCAUUGAUAAUAUUUCAUUUUUGCUUAUUUAUUUGGAAAAAUAAAUUCCCACAAUGGAAAAUGAUAUUUUACGGCAAAUAUGGAAUACAUUUAAAGAAUUAUCACUAGAAGUACCGUUCAAUAGCAAUGAUGCUGAACCUUUUUUUUCUGAUAAAACUGAGGACAAUGUACCAAUAAGAAAAUUAUUUAUUGGUAAUUUGGCUGAACGCACAUCGAAUAAAGACUUGGAAAAACUAUUUAGUGCCUACGGAAAAAUAGAAGCUUGUUAUGUAAAAAGAGUUGAUGGUAGAAGUCAUUUUGGCUUUAUAACUUAUGCCGAUGUUGAAAGUACAGUGCAAGCCCGGCAGGCAGCUCACAGAAUGGAAAUAAAAUUACACUCCAGAAUCCUGCGGGUGACUGCUGCCGAUUCUUGGCACCAGCCUGACAGUGUUGAGAAGCAAAAAAAGUUUCCUAAUAAACAUACUAAAAGUGAUCCUGAGGCUGUUGUUGAAGCUCCCACGCCUGAGCCAGAUAACUCGGAUUCGGUGAUAAAUAAAUUAAAUGAUGAUUGUUUACGUGAAAUAUUUUUAUACUUGCCUAUUGCUGAUCGGAUACGCGUCGAAAGAGUGUGCAAACGUUGGCAAGCAUUGAGCCACGAAUCUUGGCACGCAGUUAAAUCCUUAAACUUGUCAAAAAAUUCAUGGGGACUGUCACCAAAAAUCCGAGUGCAAGUAGUGGACACAAGCACGCUCCGCAAGGUGUUAAUCCGCUGCGGAAAAUUUCUCACCCACCUUGACUUGUCACAAGUCUCCCAUUUAUUGGGCUCGAGUACUCUGACAAUAGUCGGGAAGCUCUGUCCAAAUUUGCAAUCGGUAAAUAUAACCAGCAUACCACUGUCGCAGUCAGGAAUAAGCUCGCUGAUGACCCACUGCCAGAAUAUUACCAAAUUUAUGAUGAAGACACUUCGCGGACCCAGCGAGCGCGACUUGUCGCUAUUUUUUGGAGUAAACAAAAAAUUAAAGUACCUGUCAGUCGGAGGCGACGAAUAUAUAAUCGGGAAAUCAUUUGCUUCACUGCCUCAGGAGGUUCUUGAAGAUUUGCACCUGACCCGCUGCACAGCUCUCGUGUCCAGUCACUUUGACGUGGUGAUUAAUCACCUAACAAAUUUGAAAUCGCUGACGCUCAAUAUGUGCGUGUGUCUCACUGACUCGACACUGGAGGCUGUGGGUAACAAGACAACGAUAACGGACCUAAAAUUCAUGGGCACGCACCCGCUGAUCUCUGCUAACUCGCUGAAUAAUUUAAAAAAUUUAGUUAAUCUAGAAAGAUUGUGUCUGAAAGAAAACCUGGCGGUAAACGAUGAUUUUUUGAUUAACUUGUCGCAGAAUUGUAAACAACUUAAUUACUUGGAUUUAAUGAGUUGUCAGGCGGUAACUGAUCGAGGUAUUAGUCCACUGACAACUCUCAAUAAAUUAGAAACUUUGAUAGUUAAUUUUGUCCCCCAAGUGACUGAUGAAGCCAUUGCGAAUCUUCAGAGCCUCAAAGUUUUCAGUAGCUGGGGCUGCAAGGGUAUUACCGACUCAGGUAUUAUUAAUUUAAUUAACACUGCUCCUAAUUUAAUUUCUCUUGAUUUAUCGGCGACUUCGAUCACUAGCGAGUCUCUUCAAGUUGCUGUUACUGUUACGAGAAAACGCAAAAGUAAUUUUAUUCUUAAAAUGAUUAUUGGGGGGACCAAUGCUCAUUCUUCGGAUAUUCAAGAAAUUUCUCCGUUAUUGCAAAUAGUUAAUCUUGAUUUGUCAGUUUUAGAAAAUACUACGAGUAAAUAUGAGUAUUUAUUGUAAAAUUAAUUUUUUUUUAUCAUUUAUUUUGAAUGCUUAAAUUAAUUUUUUUUAAAUUAAG
Molecule: messenger RNA, 2171 nt
Organism: Cotesia glomerata
Lineage: Eukaryota; Metazoa; Arthropoda; Insecta; Hymenoptera; Braconidae
Product: F-box/LRR-repeat protein fbxl-1-like
Exons: 5
Coding region: 347-2113 (588 amino acids)
Biological process (GO): SCF-dependent proteasomal ubiquitin-dependent protein catabolic process
Cellular component (GO): SCF ubiquitin ligase complex
Molecular function (GO): protein binding; RNA binding
Source: RefSeq, a predicted model, not a curated record